AUGAGCACCAUGCUGGAGAGGCUACGGUCGAAGAGCAGCUUGAAGAAGAGCCGUGAAAGGGAGGAGGCUCCAACGUCGGAGGCAGAUGCAGACCGGGCCACCCCUGCCGAAGCGGAGGAUGGUGGUGCCUGGCGAUUGGCAGAGGAGGAGAGUGGUGAGGAUGAGAUCUUACAGGUCCGGUCCUCCAACGCAGGUCUCGCAUCCUCUGUCCAGGCCGGCGUCGCCGCUGGCGGCGCAUCUCCGCGCUCAGGAACCAGUACUGUGGCAUCGUACUCCCAGAAGGAGCCGAAUCUUGGUUCUGCGGAUAUCGUCGUGCCAGGGGGCUCCUCCUUGUUGGAUGGCCUCAGGCUGCUGCUGGUGCACCAUCUCAAGGGCAGUGCCGGCACGGAUCAGAUCAGCCUCACCACCGGCCAGGCUGAGUUGCUAGAGCACCAUCUCUCCAGGCUCGCCUCCUAUGCGCAGAAGAUCGUUCAUACUCUGGCUUUUGCCACGCGAUUUCUGUCUUCGCAGCCUGUUGCAGAGGAGCAAAGCCCGGCGGCAGGCAGCGUUCCUUUGGCCGGAGAUGAGAAUGCGGAUCAAGGUGGUGGCAGGAGGGAGACCGUCCCAGUCGAGCCUCGCAAGCGAACGACGUUGCGUUUGAAGGAUCGGGAGUUGCUGCAGAUCUACCGCAGUGCACAGAUCGAGGCCUCCAAAGAGGCCGACUGGAGAGGCCUGGGCGUCGCCUCGCCGAGCCGCAGCGAGGGAAGUGACUUCAGCGAUGUGUCACAGCUCUCCGCCCUUUACCAAGGCGCCACGACGCAGGGCUCGGACGCGGAGUUGCUCAAGGCGCUUGCUGCGGAGAUUGCACCCUGGCUGCAGUGUGAGCCGCGUGGGUGCUUGGUGCAAUAUUUGCCGGACCACACAAGACUCUGCUUUGAUCCUACUUGCUCCUUCCUGCUCAAGUCUCAGUUUGUCGCUGCUAGCCUCCAUACCGAAGCCCCACAGAGCUUCUUCGUCAUGAUGCACUUGGGGUGGGCCUUCCUUCAGCUUCUGCUUGCACCGCAGGCCCUCGCAGAGAGCUCAGUGCCCCUGCUUCGGGGCUCCCCACGCGGUCUUGCAGAGCUUCCAAGCUGUGCGGAGAAGCCCAACUUCCAUUUGGCACGCGCUUCGUGGUGUGGAGAGCAGAAAGAGCCGGUAGCGUGCGCCAAGGACUCGGAGAGUCCCAAUCCCAUCUGGGACUGCCAUCUACAGGCCGAUGCUUGGUGCUCCUUGGGCGGGAGCCCCUGUUCUUGGCCCGCAGGGGCUCCUCCCAGAGAGGUGUCCAGCGAUUGGCAGAAUCAGAACUCGCAGGGUCAAGCUACGCGCUUUGUCACCUGGAACCUGUAUGUCUUCACACUGGCCGGUCGCAUCCAUCCGGUCGUGGAUGAGCUGCUGCGAAUGCAGCCAGAGAUUGCGGCCAUCCCAGAGAUGUGGCACGAGAAGGGCGCCAUCCUGGAUCUACUCAACCAGAGGUCCGGCAAUGUUUGGGCUUUUGCCACAGGAGGGCCCACCGAGCAGUUCAAUGAUGCAGACAUCUUGUUCAGGACUGACAAGUGGGAGCACAUUGCCAGCGACCUCGUUCCGUUCUCGGCCGGCCGCGCGAUCAACUGGGCAGCCCUGAGGCGAAAAUCCGAUGGCUACUCGCUCAUUGCAUCCGGUACGCAUCCUCUCUGCUGUCAGGGCGACUACGUCAUCACGGAGGCGGUGGAUUUCGUGACUAAGACCCUCAGUCAGGUGCAGAACCAACACCCAUACCCCAUCGUCCUUAUGGGGGAUUUGAACACCGGCUACUUUCAGCCUUCGCAGCAGCUUUUGAGACAAGGGCAGGUGGAGGCCUUCGGACGCCAUUGGCAAAUUCCAAUGACCUUUACAGAUGCAUGGGCAGAGCUUCAUCCCGGCAAUCCGGACCCUUCCACGAUCAACGACGACCCGGUGCGACUGGACUAUGUCUACUUUCAGAAGACGCCGUUUUCCGUUGGCCAGUCUAUCGUACAGUCCCAAAUCUGGCCGCGCGCCGCCGGCAGCGACCACCGCGCGGUCUCCGGGGAUGUCGUGCUCAGCCGGUGA
Symbiodinium sp. CCMP2592 is the source of this 2085-nucleotide messenger RNA. The record is from the annotation of a GenBank genome assembly. Lineage: Eukaryota; Dinophyceae; Suessiales; Symbiodiniaceae.